AUGCCGAAGGAAUUGUAUGUUGGUCCGGAGCUGAGGUCUCCAUUACCAAGAACGUCGAACGGGAAUAGAUGGGUUUUUGGGAAGGAGACAAAGGAGGAGAGAGCACUGGCACUCAGGCAACUCUCUCAACUUCCGGAUACUGAUUGCCAGAUUGAACCAAAUAAAACGAAAGUGGUGCGCAGAAAGGCCUCUUCUCAAGACCAUCCGGAGUUUCAGCUGGACCCCAGCAUCACUUCAUCACGCCAAGGGCAUAUUACUUCGUCGAAUCCGUUGGAGCAGGAUCAGCAGAUGCCGCCAUCGAGCAGCAGUGUUGACUUACCCAGCCUGCCCACAACAUUUGAGAUUCCCACGGCUGGAUCCUCAAAAUCUACUCCUAAUGCCCUGGGUACCCAACAAUCCGGAUCAGGAGAAUCUACUACUUUACCUAAUACGUCGACCCUGGCAACGCUAGCAAUGGAACUAUGGAGGCCUUGGUAUCUGGAGGAAGAAGUCCCUGAACCUUAUUUAAGGCGGAAUGAAGAGAAUCAGAAUCAUUACAAUAAAGUCAAAGAGCCCGGGAAGUCAAUCAAUGUUGAAGUGACACUAAGGACGAACGAGGACACAGAGCGCAGGAUAAACGAGAACUCCGCCUCGGAUCAAGCAGAUCCAUCCACCUUACCACAGAAGGCUAAAAAUAUGGAAAAUUCGGUGGCGCUUAAGGAGAAUCAACAGUCCAUAGAUUGUUUUACAUGGCUGCUUGUAAGCCUCAACGUGCCUUCGAAUGCCGACUGGAACCAGUGUGUGGCGAUCAUCUCAAAAGAUCCGCGAUAUUCAAAGUUCAGGAACCUCCAGGGACGCAAGAAGAUCUUCAAUGAAUACAAAACGCGACAGCAGGGGGAAGAGCUGGUGCAGUUUCUGAUGUCCAAGAUAAACUCACGGAUGACGUACACCCAAUGCGAAGAGACAUUUGCCGAAACUCCAACAUGGAUGGAGGUUCCGGAACCGCAACGGCGGGAUAUAUACCAGAGCUGUGUGUUCCAUGUAGCCCAACGGGAGAAGAAUGAAAUAAGACGUUUGCGAAAUUUUGAAUAUAAGGUCAAGGUCAAGUGGCUGAAGGCCGAUGUCUCAGUAGCCGCAUCCUAUGAAGAUGCCAAGAAACUUGUGGAAGACAUGAAAGACUUUGAGUUGUACGAAAAAGAAAUUGGCUUGAAAAAGAUCUGGCAGGACUUUAUAAGGGAAAGCGAAGAUUCAGUGAUGCAGUGGUGGCAAAACAAAAAGGACGCCAAUCGAGUGCGAUCUGAUUCGAAAUCGGAAAUGAAGAACGAACAGGUGGAAGUGGAUAAGUCGAAGCGAGCAUGUUCCCAGUCAAAAUCGGUUAAUAACCAGCCACUCGGUGUCAAGGAAAUCCAGCAGGAUGACUCCAACCCGCAUUCACCGGCCAAGAAAAAGAAGAUUCUUAACAAGCAGCAGGAUCCCAACUAA
Messenger RNA from Drosophila takahashii, 1461 nucleotides. RefSeq names its product pre-mRNA-processing factor 40 homolog A-like. NCBI's taxonomy places the organism in Eukaryota, Metazoa, Arthropoda, Insecta, Diptera, Drosophilidae. The record is from RefSeq and is a predicted model, not a curated record. Gene Ontology annotation, molecular function: RNA binding. Gene Ontology annotation, cellular component: U1 snRNP; U2-type prespliceosome. Gene Ontology annotation, biological process: mRNA cis splicing, via spliceosome.